Molecule: messenger RNA, 876 nt
Organism: Fusarium musae
Lineage: Eukaryota; Fungi; Ascomycota; Sordariomycetes; Hypocreales; Nectriaceae
Exons: 3
Coding region: 1-876 (291 amino acids)
Source: RefSeq, a predicted model, not a curated record
AUGGCCGAACAGAAAGAUAGAUGGUCUGCCAACGCUUACCAGCACUCGGCUUCUUUUGUCCCCAAGCUUGCCACAAAAGUUGUUCAAUGGCUUGAUUUACAGAAAGAUGAUGCCCUUCUCGAUAUCGGAUGUGGAGGUAUGUACUUGAGUCCCAACUUGAACCACAGUCCUGAGACUGAUCAUCUAGAUGGCAUCUUGAAUGCCGAGUUCGCAAAGAUCUUGGCUCAAGGAAGCGGUUCAAUGCAUGGCGUUGAUAGCUCAGCUUCCAUGAUUGAAGCUGCCAGAGAACUGUGCAAAGAUUCUCAGAACUCUACCUUUGACGUCUUGGACGCUACUCAGCUCGUCUCCAGGCCAGAAUUACAAAGAGGAGCUUUCACCAAAGUUUUCUCCAAUGCAGCCAUGCACUGGAUUCUCCGCCCAGAAGAUACUCGUGCUCACUUCUUCAAGGGUGUCUACGCUUCACUGGCCCCAGGUGGUACAUUCGUCUUCGAGAUGGGCGGUUUCGGCAACGUUUCUGAAAUGCGAACUGCUGCUCUUAGUGCUGUAGGCCGCCGCAUCGGCAUGAAAGCCGCCCUUGCAGCUGAUCCAUGGUUCUUCCCUGACGAAGCUUGGGUCACGAAGGCGAUGCAAGACGCAGGCUUCGUUGUUGAACGGACAGAGCGCGAGUGGCGGCCAACACCAACUGACAAAGGGGGUGUUGAGGGCUGGAUUCGACUCAUGGCAAGUCAGUUCUUAGAUGCCAUUUCAGAUGAAAAAGAGAGGGAGGAAGCUGUCCAGGAAUGCGUGGGGGUGCUGAGGGAGGUCUGUCGUAAUCCUUCUGGUGGGGAGACGAUACAUUAUGUGAGGCUCAGAGGCAUGGCCAGGAAGCCUGAAUAG